CGACACAUUCAUCUACGCCUGCUCGUCAAUGCCACUUUAUGCGACUUCUUGCUGCCGUCUUCGCCCUUAAGACCGACCUCGUCUGCUCGACCGCAGCGACACUGCAAAGACUGUGCCUGUGAGGAUCCUUUCCACACUGGUUGCUUUGCGAAAAGCACGAUACUUGAUGCUAUAGAACAAUCAGGCUAACCAUUCUCUCAACCACACCUUGUGUGUGUCUAGGCAGGGCCAAGUCAUCCCGUCGCGGCUUCGAAGUCGGCAGGCCGACUAGAUGGCCAGCCCUCGCCGCUCAAUCUCUGGCUCGCCCGCACUGUCGGAGGGCGAAGUGCUCAGCGGGGACGAGGAGAAGGCAAUUAGCACGCAAACAAAUCACCACGAUGACGGCAAGGUUAACACGUCCACCAGACCCCAUCAUGGAUCUUCAUCUCGCAUGCCCCGCACCGGUCUCCAGCAGCCUGGACAGUUCCGUAGUGGAAAUGUGCGCAACCCGGUGACGGUCGCGAGAGUGCGUUCUAGGUCGCCGUAUCAGAAGGGUAAGUCAAGGUCGAGAUCCAGGUCGCCGUAUCGAGCGGACAGAGCAGCAGGCAGCGGAAGCGGAGAGAAGAGACGCCGAGACGAUGACCAUUACGGACCGAAGGCCGGCUCUGACCCGCGCCGCUUCAAGGUGCACUAUGAAGAGGGACCUGACUCACGUGGAGGGUUUGCUCCUGGAUCUGGACGCUCUCUACUCAACUCUAGUCGCAACGAGACACAGAGGGCGAUCCCAUCGCACACCAACCAGGCCUCGCGUAGUCGCGGCACAUUCCUACGUAAGACGGACCGUGACCGGAGCCGAUCGCCUUUCCGCCACGACAAGGCAGGCCAUGUGUCAAAUGGUCACAACGCAUGCGACUCCAACGAAGAAGGUCAUACCCACGAGGGCUCCCAUGUGCUUGUUCGCGAGCAGCGGCGUGGUAGUAUACCAUCGCUGACUGAACGAGAGUCAGCUCUGCACUCUUCGCAGGGAAAGGAUGAUGCUAAGAUCGAGUUGUCGUUACCACAGCAGGCUAAGCCGCUCCUGGCAACCCACGCACAGGCAAGUCGAGGGCCACCGCAGUCUGCAGCUAGGUCUGCAGGAAACCACGACGACUCGCAGAAAACGCUGUCCGAAGCCGAGAUCAUCGAGCAACGCCGCAGACGUCGCGAAGCCAUCAAGAACAAGCACAGAUCACAGCCAGAACUGCUCGUACAAGCACUGGAGAAGACCGUACCGUCCGCGCCAAACACGCCAGCACAUGAUAGUAGCAGCGCUAUGUCUGAGCACCAGUCGCCACCAUCAGUGCUUGACUCACCUCAAACACCAAGAACGCCUGCGCGUGACUCUCCGCCAGACUCACCCGCGGCAUUUGCGGUGGCUGACGACGAAGAGCUGGCGAACCGCCAACAAGCCGACACCGCAGUGGCAGAAGAUGAAGGUCCGUCGGCAGCAGACUAUGACCCUAACAUGGACAUGCAAGAAGAUCGACCGGACUUCAAGCGCCCUGCUGUUGAUGCACCUGCACAGCAAGCUGAUAGCGCUAAGACAGCGCCUACCGAGCCGCAAGCUGCGACGAAGGCAAGCAAAGAAUUCGACAUGUUCGCUGAUGAUGACGAUGACGAUAUGUUUGCGCCUGCAGACACCAUCUCUAGGCCGGCGAUGAUGGCAAAGCAGGCCAAAACACUUGAUCAGAGCUUGCUCGACAACUGGGACUAUCCAGACGGUCACUACCGCAUCAUACAAGGUGAAUUGCUUGAUGAUCGCUACGCGGUACAACAGCAGAUUGGCAAAGGCACGUUCGCAACGGUGGUCUCCGCUGAAGACACUAAGACCGGUCUCACCGUUGCCAUCAAGAUUGCGGCGAACAAUGAGACUAUGUACAAGGCUGGACAGAAGGAGAUGGACUUCCUCAAACUUCUGAACGACGCCGACCCGGAAGACAAGAAGCACGUCAUUCGCCUGCUUCGAAGCUUCGACUUCAAAGGUCACAUGUGCAUUGUCUUCGAGGCUCUUUCGGCGGACUUACGGUGGGUGCUGAAGAAGUUUGGUCGCAACGUUGGCCUUAACCUCAAAGCUAUACGUUCGUACGCACAACAGAUGUUCCUCUCGCUUAGCCACAUGAAGAAAUGCUCAAUACUGCACGCGGACCUUAAGCCCGACAACAUCCUGGUCAGUGAGAAGCGCAAUUUACUGAAAGUUUGCGAUCUGGGCACCGCCGCCUUCGUCACAGACACCGAGAUCACGCCUUACCUCGUGUCGCGCUUCUACCGCGCACCAGAGGUCAUCCUCGGUAUGCCCUUCGGCUACGCCAUCGACAUGUGGUCCAUCGGCUGCACGCUCUUCGAGCUAUACACCGGGCGUAUCCUCUUCCCUGGUGCCGACAACAACCAGAUGCUGCGCGUGAUCCAGGAAUGCCGUGGCAAGAUUCCCAUCCGCAUGCUGAAGCAGGCGAACAUGGACCAGCGCAGCAAGCACUUCGACGACAACGCCAACUUCUUUUCGCUCGAACGGGACAAGGUUACGGGAAAGACGUCGAUGCGCCAGCUGAACUUUCGAGCAAACGGGGAGCCCGGAAAGGAUGUCAAGGCACGUUUGGCAGGGAACGCGAAGGAUCUGGGCGCAGCGGAGAUCAAGGAGCACAUGGCUUUUGUGGACCUGUUAGAGAAGUGUUUGCAGUUGGACCCGGCGAGGAGAAUCACGCCAGGGGAUGCGUUGAGGCAUGGCUUUGUCGCGCAUCAUGGGCAAGAGGGAGCGAAGGAGGCGAGGAAGGUGGUGCCUGCUAUGGGUGUUGGCGUGGGAAUGCCGAGGGUGAGGUAGAAUCUACCGAAGGCGAUGAUGGGAGUCAAACCGGCGCAUCCGGGAGUGGGCGCGACACUUACUUUUGCGUACGUGCGUUGAUUCAUGUCACGAUCGAAGUACGCCUGAUUGCUCGUCUACGCUAUACGGUAUAUCGCUCGGAGACCGCAACGAUGAGGACGGCUUGCGCCAAUGCGUGGGAGAGCGGCGAAGAGGCAUUAGCCAUCCGAACUAUUACCUGGGUCCGCAUGACGCUUCCUUACAGCUUGUUGGAGAUAUGCGAGAAGCGGCAACGCAGAAUUGGCUACUUACUCACCGUACUGUGGCCACUAGGAGAAGAUGGCAGCUUGCAGCGCAUAUAGCUUGCAUCGUAUAGUAGGAGCUGUACAUCCAAAUCGCGUUGCAGCUAUAUGUUGUCGGCAUCUGAUGGAAGCUAGCAACGGCGGAUCGAGAUGGGCUGACAAUGUCUUGUGCUACCAACGGCACUAACUCCGCU
Molecule: messenger RNA, 3308 nt
Organism: Baudoinia panamericana UAMH 10762
Lineage: Eukaryota; Fungi; Ascomycota; Dothideomycetes; Mycosphaerellales; Teratosphaeriaceae
Exons: 2
Coding region: 272-2833 (853 amino acids)
Biological process (GO): peptidyl-threonine phosphorylation; mRNA cis splicing, via spliceosome; peptidyl-serine phosphorylation
Molecular function (GO): ATP binding; protein serine/threonine kinase activity
Source: RefSeq, a predicted model, not a curated record